AAUCAGAAUCAUAAUCUAAGAUAUGACAAUGAGGUCGGAGUUUAAUUCCGAUAUAUUGUGCCGUGAAUAAUGUCCCAACUGUCAGUAGACAACAGAUAUCGCCCUCUGAGAUCCUUUACUGGUAGCGUACAGCCCGAAGACAGCAUGUCAAGCACCAACUAUCAUACUGCAAGUGCUCAAGACUCGAGUUACAAUGGCUCUACAAGAGGCUCUAUGACAGAUGAAGACUUGGAAGUAGCUAGACAGAGACUUCUACAAGCACAGGCUGAAGACGAAGAGCCUGAAGUCAGUUCCAUAGCACCACUUUUACCAGCGUAUGAACCACCGUAUCAAGGAGGGGUUGCUAACGGUUUUCCCCAUACGACCAUACUUGUAGAUGAUCAAUUGCCUGAUAACCAGUCUCGGACAAGUCGAUAUGGCUCUAUGAGUACAACCGUAUCUACACAGCGGAAGACAGUGAAUGAGAAGAGGUAUCGCUUGCCCCUGCUCAUUUUGUUGGGGUUCGACUGGGGAAUCGUCGUCUUUAUGUCCAUCAUCUGCUUCGUUUUGAACGGUGCUUAUAAAAUUGGUACAGUUAAAGGUUGUAUCCCCCCUGGCAAGGCCAACUUGUCGCAAAAUAUGCUCGACAAUGUUGCCCCAAACUGUACCCCUCCUAACUACUGGAGCCUGGACAUUAACCAGGGAUUCUUUGACCUGGUGAUAAUCUCCACGUUUUGUGUGGUAUGCAACAUACUGACGUACAAUCUGUUGGGCUUGGUCACCAGGAUCGUCAUGGCAUUUACGACUGUUGCCUCAGCUUGCUACAUUCCUGUCAAGACCUACUUUGUAAGCCUUAUCAUCACGGGAAUGGCUAUAUACUCCUCUGUGGUUUCUCAGUUCCAACCAUGUGAUGUUAAACUGCUGAAGAAUACGGUCAACACGAAGGAUGCUAUGUACCUGGUGUCCCUUAUUCUUCUCGUGUUUGUCUCCUUUGUCAUUCCCUGGUUCGUGGCUUUCUUCUUUGAGUUUAAGUACCUACCCGCUGAGAAAGCCAGACUGUACAUUCCUUCGUGGUGGAGUGUCAAGGCGUGGAUCUGGCCCAGGGCUUAUGUCAUAGUUAACCACCCCGAGACUCCACCCCUACCGGAGCACCCCACCCCUCUCCCGAUAUCUCCGUCUCCCAUGCACCGGAGGUCAGUUAGUGCUGUCUCCCUCGACUUCAGGACACCAAUUGGAUCUUCUCGAGGGUCCCCUGUGAUGGUAGAGCGUACGAUAGAGGAUGAAUUGCCCCCCAUAAGUGAGGAGCCGGCGUUCUUCAGUGAGGAAGUCAGCCCAGAGUACGAGAGAAACCUAUCUCCUGAGGACCAGGUUAUCCAUCGUGAGUCAGUGAUUGCUCUGGAAGGGGUGACAGAGAUGACCAGGAACAAUGACGGCUGGAAUCUAGAUAGGACUGUGAGCAACAUUAAGUGUUACACAAAGACAAUUAAUGGACGGAAAGUGCUCAAGUUAGAUGGUGUAGUUGAGGUGUCUGCCCAGCGACUGUGGAGCAUCCUAUACCCUGGAGACAGCACCUACGAAUGGAACCAGUCCUGUGUUAUUAACGAGACAGUGCAUCGAGUGGACCAGGCCACAGAUAUUGUGUACACUGUGUCUGCUGCCAUGGGCCCUGUGUCAUCAAGGGACUUUGUGUCUGCCCGGAGGAUAGCCUUCCGGGAUGGGGCUUACUACUCGUGCAGUAAGAGUGUUGUCACUGAUCUCAAGCCGGAGCAGAGUGGGAAAGUUAGAGGAGAUUGUGGGCCCAAUGGCUACAUAGUCAUUCCUAUCAACUCCAGCAGGUGUCAGUUCAUAUGGAUCUACAACUCUAAUCUAAAGGGCUGGCUCCCCCAGGCUGUAGUGGACCAGACGGUAUCCACCGCUCUCAUUGGUGCCUUUCAACAGCUACUAAUCUAUGCACGAGAACAAAGGAACAAUCGAAAUCGGACCUAGCUGGUUUUGUAGUCUCUCUCUUUUGCCAAGGACUGCAUUACCCUUUCUCUGCAAAGACGCGUGUUUUUUUUUUUACAUGUAUACAAGUCAUGUAGACAUUUUGUGUUGAGAACACCUGAAGGUGUGUUAUUUUUUUGUUCAGUUACACAAUAGUGUAUAAGUUCACCAUCACCUUUUUCACAUAAUUAUUACUGUGUGCUCAUUUUUGUUCAUGCAUUAAAUUUUGUUGUUUCAAUUGUAAA
Molecule: messenger RNA, 2207 nt
Organism: Halichondria panicea
Lineage: Eukaryota; Metazoa; Porifera; Demospongiae; Suberitida; Halichondriidae
Product: stAR-related lipid transfer protein 3-like
Exons: 15
Coding region: 70-1965 (631 amino acids)
Cellular component (GO): endoplasmic reticulum membrane; endoplasmic reticulum-endosome membrane contact site; late endosome membrane
Molecular function (GO): lipid binding
Source: RefSeq, a predicted model, not a curated record